CCGAAGUUGUAAAAGGAAGAGAGUUAAGCUCAACCCGCCUCUGUUUUCCCUCCUUUGGCGCCUGACAAAGAUGAGAGAGGCUCUCAGAGAAGAAACCCGGGACUCUGAGAGUCCACCUCCUCCCACCCCAGUGCCCUCACAGCGGGGUCCUUCUCUCCUGUUCUCGGAAACCCAGGAGGCAGCCCAUGACCAGGCAUCGAGAUUCCACAUGCGCCCCACCCCUCCCCGCCGGCCAGCAGGUUGCCGGGCUGGAGCAGCUGAGCGGGUGGACUCCUUCCUUCCCACUGCCCGACACCCAAGCAGAGAGAACCCGAUCCGGGAGGGCAGGGUGCCAGGGGCCGGGCCCAGAAUAGUGCUGCCCAGAUACAGUGCUGCGCACUCGCUCAUGGAGCCCGCCGGAGCUGGAGCACGCGCUGCGCAGGACCCCCUCCUGGAGCAGCCUCGUGGGACCUGAGCAUCAAGAUAUGAGCUUCCUAGAGCAAGGAGAUAGCACUUCAUGGCCAUCACCAGCCAUGACCACCAGCUCAGAAAGAAGCCAUGGGGAACAGGGGACCAAGGCCUCGAGAUGGACAAGGCAGGAGGAUGUAGAGGAAGGGGAGCCGCCAGGCCUGGGGGAAGGUCUCCAGUCCAGGCCAGCUGCUGAGUCCACCGGGCUGGAGGCCACAUUCCCCAAGGCCACACCCUGGACCCAAGCUGCUCCCUUGGCUGGGGUGGACUCCCCCACAGCAGAGCGGGACAUCCUCCCCCCUGACUGUGCAGCCUCAGCCUCCGGCUCCAGCACAGACGAUCUGGAUCUGGGCAUAGAGUUCUCAGCCACAGCAGCCUGGGGCAAUGAGCUCGGCCUGGUGGAAGAGAGGCCGGCCCCAUGCCCGUCCCCGCAGGCACUGUUACCCAGGCUGGGCUGGGAUGAUGAGCUGCGGAAGCCAGGGGCUCAGGUCUACAUGCACUUCAUGCAGGAGCACACCUGCUACGAUGCCAUGGCAACCAGCUCCAAGCUGGUCAUCUUCGACACCAUGCUGCAGAUCAAGAAGGCCUUCUUCGCCCUGGUGGCCAAUGGCGUCCGGGCGGCACCUCUGUGGGACAGCAAGAAGCAGAGCUUUGUGGGGAUGCUGACCAUCACAGACUUCAUCUUGGUGCUGCACCACUAUUACAGGUCCCCCCUGGUCCAGAUUUAUGAGAUUGAAGAUCAUAAGAUUGAGACCUGGAGGGUUUUUCCUGCAGAGAUCUACCUUCAAGGCUGCUUCAAGCCUCUGGUCUCCAUCUCUCCCAGUGACAGCCUGUUCGAAGCCGUCUAUACCCUCAUCAAGAACCGGAUCCACCGCCUGCCGGUCCUGGACCCAGUCUCAGGCGCUGUGCUCCACAUCCUCACACACAAGCGGCUGCUCAAGUUCCUGCACAUCUUUCAGGGAACCCUGCUGCCCGGGCCCUCCUUCCUCUCCCGCACCAUCCAAGAUGUGGGCAUUGGCACGUUCCGAGACUUGGCCAUGGUGCUAGAAACGGCACCCAUCCUGACCGCACUGGACAUCUUUGUGGACAGGCGCGUGUCUGCACUGCCUGUGGUCAACGAAGCUGGACAGGUCGUGGGGCUCUACUCCCGCUUUGAUGUGAUUCACCUGGCAGCCCAACAAACAUACAACCACCUGGAUGUGAGUGUGGGAGAAGCACUGAGGCAGAGGACACUGUGUCUGGAGGAAGUCAUUUCCUGCCAGCCCCACGAGACCUUGGGGGAAGUCAUUGACCGGAUUGUCCGGGAGCAGGCUUCUCCAGCCCUCCCCGAUUGCCCCUGCCCUGCCUGUGCUCCCAGAAGCCCUCAGGAAUGCCUGGUCCACCGUGGAAUGAUGAAAUGAAGAACAGCUGAGUCAAGCCUGGAGCUCUCUGAACCAGAGGCACUAGGAUUACCCCAGGGCUGACUGAUUUGUGCCACCCACACUGCUGUCUCCCUACCUGGCCCCGGUGGGGUGGGGAGCCCUCAGUCCAUGGGUUCAGGAAGGGGUUCUGGAUUCCUCGGCUUCUGGACUACCUGGCACCCAUGCCCCCAGCUCCUGGGAGUCCCAGCUGUGCUUCCCCCAUGGAAACUGCCCUAGUGGUUCCUCACAACUUUGCCACUGCCCUCCUGCUCCCCCAGCAUUGCAUUUCAGGGCUGCCUGUGGGUCCCCACAAAGCAGCAGUUUUGUAGAGCUGCCUGUUGGAGUGGGGUCCCCCCUCCUUUCUCAUCCUUAGCUCUCACCAGCAAGCAGUGUUCUCAGUCCCCAGGGAGGGCCUGUGUUUGGAUCACUGAGGAUGAACCGUCGAGAAAACAAAAAGAAAAAGAACAGCCCAUGAACUUAGAUUUUAUAACUUUCACUCAGAAAAUGCUAUGGUCAUUUGAUCUGAACCUGCGGCAAGAUCCCUGUCCUUUCUGAAUUCAGUGACAC
Molecule: messenger RNA, 2414 nt
Organism: Eubalaena glacialis (North Atlantic right whale)
Lineage: Eukaryota; Metazoa; Chordata; Mammalia; Artiodactyla; Balaenidae
Gene: PRKAG3
Product: protein kinase AMP-activated non-catalytic subunit gamma 3
Exons: 13
Coding region: 465-1847 (460 amino acids)
Source: RefSeq, a predicted model, not a curated record